AUGGCUCAAGGUUUGGCACUGUGGACGAGAAUUAUUAACUGGAUGGCGGCAAUUUUUGUCUACAACGUGGGAAAUCUUAAGUCAAGAUCAGAGGAAGGAUGGAAAUUUAAUACAUCUUUUCCCGUGGAUUUAGUCUACACGUGGGUAAAUGGAUCUGAUCCUAAACACCAGGCAAUUCUGGCUCGUUUGAAGACAACAUUACAGAAGGCAAAAGCAUACACAGCAACUAGAGACAGAAACCUCGCAAACAUGCGUUUCGUUGAUAAUGGAGGACUGCGCUAUUCUCUAAGGUCCGUGGAGAAGAAUGCAAAUUGGAUACGUCAUGUGUUUAUCGUCACGAAUGGCCAAGUACCCGACUGGCUGAAUGUAGAAAACCCAAGAGUGACCAUAGUUAAACACGAGGCGAUAUUUGAUCAUCCCGAAAAUCUUCCAACAUUUUCUUCACACGCAAUUGAGCACAACAUUUACAAAAUCCGUGGAAUCUCUGAGAGAUUCAUAUACAUGAACGAUGACUGGUUAUUUGGACAGAAUGUUUCAUUGGCAGACUUGUACACAGAAAAUAACGGCACAAAGGUUUAUCUUGCUUGGAAUGCGCCAACGCAGUGCGGCGAAAAGUGCAAAAUAGAGAUGAUAAAAAAUGACGUUUGUGAUCAGUUAUGCAAUUACGACCAUUGUGCAUGGGACGGAGGUGAUUGUAUUGAUAUUCCAGAACAAAAGCCAAAGGACAAAGACACAGCCCAUUGUGACUACACUAAUUCUGUUCUUUACACAAAUGCCAUAUAUAACAGAGCCUUUGGUAUUAAAAAAAGAAGAGUUAUUGCACACGCUCCACUAUUUAUUGAGAAGAAAGUGAACAAAGAUAUGGUUCAAAGGUAAACCUUUUGAUUUUACUUCUUAACAAAGACUAAAAUUGUAUAAAUGUGUGUACUAGAGAUUUCUCAGAUUCGACAGCUAUUCAUCUUAUUUUACAGAACUCGCACCGAAGUGUAUAUAGCUCGUAAGUAGGACAAAUCACCAACAAAUGUAUAAUAAAUUUCAAAAGCAAAUGCAUUGUGUUAAUA
Molecule: messenger RNA, 1061 nt
Organism: Mercenaria mercenaria
Lineage: Eukaryota; Metazoa; Mollusca; Bivalvia; Venerida; Veneridae
Product: N-acetylglucosamine-1-phosphotransferase subunits alpha/beta-like
Exons: 6
Coding region: 1-876 (291 amino acids)
Cellular component (GO): Golgi apparatus
Molecular function (GO): transferase activity, transferring phosphorus-containing groups
Source: RefSeq, a predicted model, not a curated record